CAAAAGGAAAAGUGAACUUAAAUAAAAUAAACAGAAAUAAAAAGAAAAGAAGUAAACAAAGCUAUUUAAUAAAAUAAAAAUAAGGGUUGUUUUUUGGCAACACAACAACAAGUGUUUGUGUGUAUAUUAAAAACAUAGUUGGCCCUGACCUGCCGCAUCAAGAAAAAACCAAGUGGACGGCUGCCGGAGACAGUUUGCCAACAACCAGCACCUAGGAAUCAGCUCAGCAACUAAGAGUUUUACCGAGAUCACAAGCUUUUACUGAAGUUAUUUGUUUUUCUGGGAGUGAUGCCAUUGGCAAGGGAAGCUGGAAAAGUUACUUUUAAUUGGAAAUCCCCUCAGAUGCUCUACGCUCUAUUUUUUUACAUAUUAACAUCAACAUUAGUGCUACGUGUGGGUUAUGAAAGGAUUAAAAUUUUAGUAACCAUUACCGAGUUUGACGAAUACAUUUACGCAAUCAUUUUUAUUAUUUUUUUAAUUCCGCACUUCUGGAUCCCAUAUGUUGGGUGGUGCGUGGCCGACCGUGUGGCUUAUUACAAAACAAUGUGGGGAUCAUUUCAAGUUCGAUUCUACCGCGUUACUGGUACAACUUUGACUUUUCCAACACUUAAUGCUUUAAUUAUUAUUCUUUUCAUCGGAUGUGUUUUACUGUCUAUUGUGUUUUUGUAUAGUCUUAGUCGAUUAAUGGAUGGGUUUCUACUGUGGCACACUGUUGCCUACUUUCAUAUUAUUACAAUGAUAAAUAUGAAUGCAGCCUUGCUUUACAUUAAUGCCAAAGCAACUAUAAGCGCAUCAAAUAGUUUAUCAGCACGUUUUGAGAAGGAUAUGAAAAUAUAUUGCAAAGCUCUCCAAAUUUCUCAAUACCGUAUUUUAUGGCUGAAUCUAAGUGAUAUUUUACAAACACUAGGUAAUACUUACGCCAGGACAUAUUCAACGUACUGCUUAUUUAUGUCGAUAAACAUCACAGUAGGGUCAUAUGGCGCAAUAUCCGAAAUAUUUGAUUCUGGUUUCUCAUACAAAGUACUAGGUCUAAUAGUACUAACAAUUUACUGUGCAUCCUUGCUUUUUAUAGUAUGUAAUUGUGCACACAACGCUACAGCAGUUAUAGCAUGUGGAGUUCAAGAUACUUUGCUUUCUGCUAACCUCCUUCAGAUGAACAUCCAAGCACAAAAGGAAAUUGAUCUUUUCAUAUCAGCAAUUGAGUUAAAUCCACCUGUUGUAAGCAUGGAAGGGUACGGACUUAUAAACCGAAAACUUUUAACAUCGACAAUUUCUACCAUUACUAUUUAUCUUAUUGUUUUGCUUCAAUUUAAAUUAAGCAUUAUUUCGGAAAAAAACAUAAAAGCAAAAUUUACCACAUAAAUAUUAAGAAAAAAUAAAUAAAAUAUAUAUGUCUUACAACAUCCUUGCAGUAUUAGUGAAUUCCGUUAGCGUACUUUUGAAAACUUGCAACGAGAGCAGUGUUGCCACAACAAAAUUUUUUUUCUAAUCAAAAUUCGAAUAAAAAAUAACCAA
Messenger RNA from Lucilia cuprina (Australian sheep blowfly), 1515 nucleotides. RefSeq names its product gustatory and odorant receptor 22-like. Lineage: Eukaryota; Metazoa; Arthropoda; Insecta; Diptera; Calliphoridae. Gene Ontology annotation, biological process: sensory perception of taste. Gene Ontology annotation, cellular component: membrane. The transcript has 7 exons. The coding region runs from base 289 to 1362 and encodes 357 amino acids. The record is from RefSeq and is a predicted model, not a curated record.